AUGCAACGUUUUAAUUAUCCUUACUGGUGUCAGGUCUUGACGUUAGAAGAAUCUUGCUAUCCCGACGACACUACAUCCGAGAGCCAUGCGGUGACAAAGUACAUUAUAGUGCAUCCGAUAAAAAGACCUCUCGGAUAUAAAGAUGAAAGUGGUAAGUGGCACGGAAUUACAGGACAAGUUGCCACCCAGGAAGCAGAUGUGUCCUUUGUACCUGCAUCCGUCAAUCACGAACGCUUCUCUGCAAUGGAGUUUACGUCAGUUUUAGCUUUUUAUCCUGUAGUUUUUCUUAUUAAAGCUCCUGAUAAGGUUUUUGAUUGGAAUUCUGUUACGAAGCCUUUUACCUUAUAUGUUUGGAUCGCUAUAUUUUCUAUUGUAUUGUUAUUUGGACUAACGCUAUAUAAAGUGCUAGAAAAGGACUUUAUCGCUGCAAAAACAGGAAAACGAUGGACUCUAUGUACAGUUUUUUGGAAUUUAGUUUGUACAUUUCUUAGUCAAGGAUUGAAUCUAGAAAAAGUGAAAAGAUUUGCGUCCAGAUUCAUGAUAGGAAUUUGGUUGUUAUCGAUUCUUGUUUUGGUGUCCAGUUACAGCGGGGCGUUAAUGUCUUUUAUGACAUGUCCGUUAACUGAGCCUUUUCCAAGAGAUUUUCAGGAACUUGCUGUUUUUGUCCGCAACGGUGAGUACUCAUGCGGAACAUACAAGGGAUUUGUUAUUUGGAAAGACAUGAUGGAAUCGAGGUCGAAAAAUAUUGAAAUUUUACGUAAAAACAUUCUGUCGAAUAAUAACUUUAUGGCCUUUGCACAAGGCAUUAAAAAAACGCAAAAUGAACGAUUUGCAUACAUAAUGACUAAAAUUGUGUUAAAUAUGUACAUCAGUAAAGCGGAAAGGCAUAAAUAUGUGAUGUCGAAAGAUUCUUUUUGUUCAUAUAAUAACGCUUUUCCGAUCAGAAAGAAUUUUCCAUUUAAAAAGGAUAUAUCGAACACAAUAACACGCAUGUUUGAAGCUGGACUUUCUGAGAAAUUGUUUCCUCAAGACGUCGAAGAAUUCGAAGAAGAAUCAGAAUUCCAACCGUUGUCAAUCGAAGAUAUUAAAAGUCCUUUGUUACUUAUGGGCAUUGGAUAUCUAGUGUCGUUAAUCUGCUUAAUCAUUGAAAUAAUAUUAACCAAAGUAAUUAAAAUUGUUAACCGUAAUCCAUCUUACUAAUGUAAAAUUAUAGAAUUUAACUAUUAUAAUAAUUUUGCUGAUUAUUGCAACAC
This is a messenger RNA of Centruroides sculpturatus (bark scorpion), 1253 nucleotides long. Its product is annotated as glutamate receptor ionotropic, delta-2-like. Lineage: Eukaryota; Metazoa; Arthropoda; Arachnida; Scorpiones; Buthidae. Gene Ontology annotation, molecular function: ligand-gated monoatomic ion channel activity. The transcript is spliced from 7 exons. The coding region runs from base 1 to 1200 and encodes 399 amino acids. The record is from RefSeq and is a predicted model, not a curated record. Gene Ontology annotation, cellular component: membrane.